UAAAACUAAUUGUGGCUAGUGACGAGGAUUCAAUGAAAUCGAUGAAAUGAAUUAUAAAAAUAAUAUUUUUAGACCUAGACCAUUCAAGAAACACAUACAACAACCUUGCAACUAGAAACAGCUUUCAUAAAAGAUAAAAACAAAUUUAAUUGGAACAAAAAAAAAGAGGAAAAAGUUAGGUUGUGCUUAGAAAAGAAGAAAAACAAGAGUAAGAGCGCAGCUGAAUAUCAUUUGCGGGGAACCCAUCUGAAUUGUUGAGAGAAGGUGGUGAAUCUAAGUGAAAGAGAAUGAGGUGCUUUAAUUUGGCCGAUCCCAUCUGAACUCAAUACAUGUGGCUGACUUUCUGCUGUAAUGAAUUAGUGGAAGAUAUUGCAACUCUGAUUUCAGAAAGAGACACACUAGCAGCGAGAUGACAUAUGAAUUAGAUGAACAAAAAAAGGUUGGGUUAGGUCUCAUUGGAUUUGGCAUCUUUUUCACUUUUCUUGCCAUAAUGUUGUUCUUCGACAGGGGUUUGCUUGCGCUGGCAAAUAUACUUUUGUUAGCAGGUGUAGCACUUCUGUUGGGUUUGCGUUCUACAUUACAGCUCUUCAAAGUAAACUACAAGGGCACAAUAUCAUUUAUGCUUGGGCUCUUUCUCAUAUUUGUUCGCUGGCCAGUUGUGGGUAUCAUUGUGGAAAUAUAUGGAUGCAUUAUUCUCUUCGGUUGUUUCUGGCCAUCCAUCAAGGUUUUUCUUUUCCAGAUUCCUGUAUUUGGAUGGAUUCUGCAGUAUCCUGCCCUGCUUCUUGACCGCUUUCGUAGCUGACUGACUGAUUUGUCUACUCCAGUUAUCCUGUUUGUAAAAGAGGAAGAAUAUACUGAGCUAGGUUGUUUGUCAUGUAAUGCAGAUUGUUGUCUUCAAAUGUAUAUUAUAUGUUGAUUAGGAUUAUAAUAAUCAUCAGUUCUGAAGUAGCAAUUCUUGUUAUCAAGUUUUCUUAUACUAUCUAUCCCCUGUUUCCUCUACCAUUUUCUAAGGGAAAACUUUUUGACAUAUAGUAUCAGUCAUAUUUUGUAUAUUUAGAAGAAGAAAAAAAUGAACUCAAAAGUCA
Solanum pennellii is the source of this 1085-nucleotide messenger RNA. RefSeq names its product vesicle transport protein GOT1. The transcript has 8 exons. Lineage: Eukaryota; Viridiplantae; Streptophyta; Magnoliopsida; Solanales; Solanaceae. Gene Ontology annotation, biological process: endoplasmic reticulum to Golgi vesicle-mediated transport; retrograde transport, endosome to Golgi. The record is from RefSeq and is a predicted model, not a curated record. Bases 410 to 802 code for a protein of 130 amino acids.